AUGACUCCUCUGAUACGCUCUUUCCGUCCAAGGUCAUGGCGACCGCAAUCGAUAUGCUCGACUUGCACAUAUCGCUCUACUCGUGUACGCCACCAGGCGACAAAUUCUACUCCGGAUGAAAGCAAGCCAUACUAUGUCACCACUCCCAUUUUCUACGUCAACGCCGCCCCUCAUGUCGGCCAUCUCUAUACCAUGGUCCUCAGUGAUGUGCUAAAGCGAUGGCAGUUGCUCAAGGGAAAGAAAGCCAUCCUCUUGACUGGUACCGACGAGCAUGGUAUGAAGAUCCAGCAAGCUUCAGCAAAGGCCGGAAGCGACCCAAAGCCUUUCUGCGACAAGGGUGCCGAUAUCUUCAAGACACUGGCUGCAAGAGCAGAACUCAGCAACGACCACUUCAUCCGGACUACCGAUGCUGCACAUAAAGAAGCUGUCGAAUACGCCUGGCAUCUAUUGAACGAGAGGGGUUAUAUCUACCAGUCCAAGCACGAAGGCUGGUACUCUGUCAGCGAUGAGACCUUCUACCCGGAAUCUCAAGUUCAUCUCGUCUUGGACCCUCCUACCGGAAGAAAAAUCAUGGCUUCGAUCGAGACUGGUAAGGAGGUGGAAUGGACGUCUGAAAUCAAUUACCACUUUAGACUCUCUGCUUUCCGUGACAAGCUUCUAGCAUACUACGCUGAGAACCCUGAAUGGAUCACUCCUCAGACAAAAAUGAAGGAUGUAGUGUCUGCUGUUACUGCUGGUCUUGAGGAUUUGUCCAUCUCGCGACCUUCAAAGAGACUGACGUGGGGUAUUCGCGUGCCUACCGACCCUGAACAAACCAUUUACGUCUGGCUAGAUGCUCUGAUCAACUACGCUACCGCAGCCGGGUAUCCUUGGGCACCUGGCAAGGAGCAUGCCGGCGGCUGGCCCGCCGAUGUGCAAGUCAUCGGCAAAGAUAUUCUUCGCUUCCACUGCAUCUAUUGGCCUGCUUUCCUCAUGGCUCUAGACCUUCCUCUGCCAAAGCGUUUCCUCACUCAUGCUCAUUGGACUCUCGGCAAGCAGAAGAUGGCAAAAAGCACUGGCAAUGUUGUAAACCCAUUCUUCGCUCUCGAUCGCUUCGGCACCGACACCAUGCGCUACUACAUGAUUCACGAUGGUGGCAUUGACAACGACGCUGAUUACGACAAUGCCUUCAUUAUCGAGCGUUACAAGAAGGGUCUUCAAGGAGGUCUAGGUAAUUUGGCCUCUAGAAUCACUCGCGGAAAGGGCUGGAGUGUCAGACGUGCUGUUGAGAGAUUUGCUGGUGACGACCAAUCGAAGCUGCCAUUCGGCGAGGAACACGACAAUCGAGCAGCAAUAUUGGAGUUUGGGAAACUAGUCCGAGACUUCCCUCAAGCCAUCGACGGCCGUAUGCAAGCCCUACGGCCCAAUCUUGCUCUCAAGGACUUGAUGAACAACAUCUAUGCAGCAAAUGCUUUCUUGCAGGCCCAAAGUCCGUGGGAUAUCGCCAGCAAGCUUAAGGCAGGGGAUGCGGUGCCCAAUGCUGAUUCGGCCGAGCACGCUGAGCGUCAGAUGGACUACGUGAUUUACCUCUGUACUGAGGUACUGCGUCUCUCUGGAAUCAUGCUUCAGCCGGUCAUGCCUGCGAAGGCCAAGUACUUGCUCGAUAUGCUGGGUGUUGCAGAUGAUAGAAGAGGCUUCGUGGAUGCUCAGUUGGGUGCAGACAAAGACUACGGCGAGUCCAGAGUGCCGCUCGGCAAAGGACAAUUGGGCGUACUGUUCGCACCCCUCACAAGCGACUCAUAG
Molecule: messenger RNA, 1782 nt
Organism: Aureobasidium pullulans EXF-150
Lineage: Eukaryota; Fungi; Ascomycota; Dothideomycetes; Dothideales; Saccotheciaceae
Exons: 1
Coding region: 1-1782 (593 amino acids)
Biological process (GO): methionyl-tRNA aminoacylation
Molecular function (GO): methionine-tRNA ligase activity; ATP binding
Source: RefSeq, a predicted model, not a curated record